AUGGCCAAAAAAUUAUCCCCCAGAGCCCAAAGUGAGAGGCGCCAGUCCCUGGGGACAUGGAUGGCCAAGAAUAUAUCUAAAAAAACUAAAGAAAAUAUUGUCAAGCAGAUGUACAAAGAACUUACUUGUUAUUAUGGGCUUGAUGACUGCAGCGCUGCCUUUGACUACUUGCAGCUGCAGUCUGCAAGUAGCCAAAGGCCAACGUUUGCUCAACGCGCAUGUUUUGUGGACGCGUCUCUAUUGUCAACGCGUCUUCGUCACUUCCAAUGUUUGCUCAACGCGCGUGUUUUGUGGACGCGUGUUUAUUGUAAACGCAUCUCUUUUGCUACUGUUCAAUCUUUCGUCAACACACAUUUUGUGGACGCGCGUCUCUUGUCAACACGUCUCUUUCGUUUCUGUUCUAUCUUUCGUCAACACGCGUUUUGUGGACACGCGUCUCUUGUCAACGUGUCUCUUUUGUUUCUGUUCUAUCUUUCGUCAACACGUGUUUUGUGGACACGCGUCUCUUGUCAACGCGUCUCUUUCGUUACUAGUUCUCUAUCAUGGUGCGCACCAAAAACACUGCAAAGAAGUGCACUGGUGGCUCAGCGCCACGUGUACACCUUAACAUACUCAAGACCGCCGCCAAGAGCCUUUCUAGAGAGCCGGCUGGGGGCCAAAGUUUGGAGAUGUCCAAACCGGUUCAUCACAAUGAGUUCUGUAUCCUCUGCUGGGAUGGCUCUGCAUCAUUUAAAGAGAAUACACUCUUUAUGUGCAACCACUGCCCCAGAGUGA
Suillus fuscotomentosus is the source of this 774-nucleotide messenger RNA. RefSeq lists its product as uncharacterized. Lineage: Eukaryota; Fungi; Basidiomycota; Agaricomycetes; Boletales; Suillaceae. The transcript has 9 exons. Bases 1 to 774 code for a protein of 257 amino acids. The record is from RefSeq and is a predicted model, not a curated record.